Messenger RNA from Cutaneotrichosporon oleaginosum, 3201 nucleotides. RefSeq lists its product as uncharacterized. Lineage: Eukaryota; Fungi; Basidiomycota; Tremellomycetes; Trichosporonales; Trichosporonaceae. The record is from RefSeq and is a predicted model, not a curated record.
AUGGGUCCGCGCAAGCACGCCACGGGUGACAUACCCGUCAUCAAGCAUAUCCACAAGAGUGGCAUCGAGCCGGCCGACCUCGGCAUUGAUGGUGACUCUGUGCACGAUCUCGGCUUGACCAUUACCCCAACGCUCACGAUCACCAACGAGAGCGAGGGGCCUCUCUCGCAGAUCGGCGAAAGCAGCGCCAGUGCCACUACUUCGGAUGCCGCCCCUGCCACGCCUGCUACUUCGACCAACGCUGAUGCUGCCACUGACCCUUCAGUCACUGCUGGCAUGGCCGUCGCCGCAUUUACUCCUUUGGCCCAAGGCUCCACCCGCCCCCUCUCAACCCUUGACAUCGACGCUGGUGUCCCUAGCUCUGCCCCAGUGCCCACCGCGCAGUUCGUCCAGGCCGACGCCCACAGCCUGGUCCCAUCCCGCCUGCCUAUGGGCAACGACUCGCUGGCCGGAACCCCGGCCCUCUCCUCCACUCCCGGUAACAGCUCUUCUCCUAACAACUCCUCUCCUGGAGCUACCGAGGGCUCCUCCAGCUGCUUCGGCACUCCUCCCGCCAUCCGUCUGAGUGCACCUACUCAUCUGCCCUCCAAUCCGCACGCCAACACGGUAGGCACGUCCCGCCGCUCUUGGCGCCGCAGCCAUGUCUGGGCUUCCCCAGUGCUCUCAGCGACGGAGGAGGAGCCGGCACUCCCCACUGGUUCUGACUCGAGUCCCAGCGCUUACUCCGACACCAGCCUACUCCGCGGUCACCGCAACACAUCCGAGGACCGCGGCCCGGGGCCCGUAUACUUGCCCCUCGGCUCGCGCAGCACACUCUCGCUUACGCCCUCGGUGAGCAUCUCGAACCGCGCCAACUCAACGCCGUCGCCCUCCCAUUUGUCCUCGACCCCUCCCAUCGACGCGGCGCUGGGAAAUGCCGACGAAAGCUCACACUCGCUCGCUCCUUCGGCGAGCAUCUCGACCCGCACGGCUAGCUCGACGCCGUCGCCCUCCAACUCGUCUUCGCCCCCCCGCUCCACCGGGGCGACGUUUGUGACCGCUGGGAGCUCAAACUCGCUUCCUCCUUCGGCGAGCAUCUCAAACCACGCGCCCAGCUCGACGGAGGGCCUCACGCCCUCCCACUCGCCGGGGCACUCGUCGGCCGCGACAUGCGCACCAGCCGGUGGCAACUCUGUCACGCAUACCUCCGCCGACAUCGAGACCCGCCACAACGCUCAACAAGCGCUGCGCGACCUAGACCCCGUCACAGCGGAUCUUCUCCUUACGCGAUCCAUAGGGCGCCAGAACUAUGCCGACAUCGGGAUUGGCUUUCCGAGUGCCCCGCCCUCUGCGCCCGUCGUGGAAACGCGCGGCCGCAGCGGUGGCUCGCGCGACCUCUCAACGCCAGCGCGCAUCCUAAGCGACACCCUGGAGCGCAGUCUUCGCACACCGGCCGCCACGCGUCUGCUCGACGCGGCCGACCUUGCCGCCGCGCUUGAGGAGGGUGCAGCGCUGCGCCACUCGCCGAUGAGCGAAGAUCAGCUUGCGGCGCUCGAGGCCGAUCUGCAGCGCGCGGAGCGCGCACUCACCAUCCACGAGGGCGUGGAUAUGGCACACGCCGUCACCGAAGAGCUCCUCCACCUGCGUGCUGAGGCUGAGGGCGUACGCCUGAGCCCGCCUCACCGUGCGUGGCGGCACAGCAUGGCGCGCCUUCUGCCGGCGCUGCUGCCGCGCGAGUGGCGGCACCCACGCGACAAGAAGGGCAAGAGCAAAGGCAAGAGCAAGGGCAAGGGCAAGGGCAAGGGCAAGGGCAAGGGCAAGAGCAAGAGCAAAAGCAAGGGCAAGAGCAAAGGCAAGGGGAAGGGCAAGACCAAGGCGCGCAAAUCAAUUAUUCGCGUGCAGCAUGAGCAUGAGCGCGCGAGCGCCGUGGUCGCGGCGCAGGCGGCGCGCGGGGACGAGCCCUCUGGCACAGACAGCAGUGACGAGGAGUACGGAACUGGCAGCGCCGAUGUGUACACAGACAGCGAGGACGCCGAUACGAGCUCAAGCGCGAGCGUGUCGGACGCCGGAGACAGCGAGUGGACAGGCGCAUGCUCGGGCGACACGCAUGGCGUCUUUGACUUCGAGUUCUCCGAGGACGAGGACGGCUCGAUUCCGCGUCCCGCCGCGCACACCACCACGCCGCCCGGCUCGCCGAGCCUGCAUGUCUCUGACUCCCCGGGCCCUCCCGAUACACCGACGCCGCCCUCGCGUAGCCACAUCCACAUGCCCCGCCCGCUGACAGCGGGCGACACCCUCACGUCCCGCAUUCCCGCCCGCCCGCCCACCGCGCGCUCAAACCGCGAAGACCGCAGCUCGGCGCCUUCGCCCCCGCACCGCGUGGCGCACCGCGCCGUGUUUCCGCGCAAUUCCCCAGGCCAGCCGCGCCGCGCCACGCCCACGCCCAACUUCGACGCGGACGGGAUGUACUGCCUCACACGCCAAGUCACGCGCGAAUACGACCCGCUUACAGGCCAGCGCAUCCGCACGCACGUCGCCGAGCAGAGCACGGCCGCGCACACCGAGCGCUUCGAGGCCCCCGGCGGAUCUGCCGCGCCGUUCACCGACCAAAACCUCCAGGCGCGCAACACCCACAGGCCGUUCGGCCACCCGCUGCGCCGCUCGCGCUCCUCGGGCGACGAGUUUCCUCGCGCCUCCAUGCUCUACGUCCCGGGCGUGAUGCGUACGCCCCCGCCCGCCGCGUUCCUCCGCACCGAUGCCGGCACGACGUCGCUUGAGGGACCGUGGGUUUUCCACAGCCCAAGCCCGCCGCAGAUGCCAGAUUUCUCUCCGCCUCAGGACUACGUGUACGGGAGCCACCUGUUGGCUUUGAACCGGCAGGGCCUGCAGAGGGGGGGCCAGUACCGCCAGCAGCAUGUGCAGUGCCCGCACCAUGAGCAUGACCAGCAGCAUGAGCAAGGUCAGAACGGUCAGAAUGGUCAGCAUUUCCAGCGCACCCAUAGCGACAACGGCUAUUACGAGCUUGCGCACGCCAACGAGGCCGAGCAGGUGAGCAACAAGAAGAGUCACAAGUUCAAGCGCCUCCGGAUCAUGUUCGACCCGCGCCGUAUCUUGUCCAUGUGGAAGUAGACAGAGCGCAUAAGCAAACGAGCCACGACCACAUACCAUGUAGAUAGCCGAAUCCCACCCGACGCACACGCAGAUCAGAUGUACAUGCAUGCA